AUGAGAAGUUACAUUUUAGGCCGAAUUCUAUUGGAUAUUCCAUGCAAAGUAUGCCAUGAUCAUUCGUCUGGAAAACAUUAUGGCAUAUUUGCAUGUGACGGAUGUGCCGGUUUUUUCAAGCGUUCCAUCAGAAGAAACCGACAGUACGUUUGUAAAGCGAAGGGCUUGCUGCAGGAAGGUAACUGCAUGGUGGACAAAACGCAUCGCAACCAAUGUCGUUCAUGUCGAUUGAACAAGUGCAUCAAUUCCGGAAUGAACAAAGAAGCCGUACAACACGAGAGAGGGCCGCGAAACUCGACGCUACGUCGCCAGAUGUCGCUGUAUUUCAAAGGAGUGGACCAGCAUGACACCAUAAAGUUUGGCAGUUCGGUUUUAACAGCAGUAAAUGGCGAUGCAUCCACGAAGCAUGCCAUGAUUUCCAGCAACGGCUGCUUUCCUCAUUACUCACCUAAUCUUUUGUUCAAUCCGUUGCUGCGAACAACUGUGGGUAUGGCUCCGUCUGAACUAGUCUCCCUACCUCCAUUUCCGUCGUCAACCCUGUUUCUAAGAACAGUCAACGAACCUCCUCCAAAAAUGGAUUGGAAUAAGGUUCAUCUAACGGAGAGAAAACAGAGACUUAAAGAGCAGGCUGCCCGCUUGCUCUUUCUUACCAUCAGUUGGCCAAAGACUAUUCCUCAACUGACCAUUCUCCCUCAAACACAACAGGUGGCCAUUAUUAAGUCUACAUGGUUUGAUAUCUUCCUAUUAACCAUUAUCCAGUUCAACUUGUUGACUAAAGAGGACGCCAAAUGGUUGAAAGCGGUUACCAGUCGUUCAGAAUGGAGCGACGAAAUAGAAGCGGCCUUGGAAGUUUUCGAAAAAUUCCAGGCAGCACAUAUCGACGCUUUUGAAUACUGCUGUCUUCGGUGCCUAACUCUCAUAUGCUCAGAUAUCGCAUUUCAGCAGCAGGUCUACUUGACCCUCAACAGUUAUCACCAAUUACAGUACCCCUGGCAGUGUUCCCGUUCGUCAAAACUGCUGCAACUGCUACCAUUGCUACACACGGUGCCCAGCGAUGCGCUUGUCCGACUUUUGUUCAGAGAUGCCAUAGGAGACAUUUCCAUUCAUCGACUUGUGUGCGAUAUGUUCUUGUCUGAUGGCCAGCAAGACAUUGUUCAGUCUGUGAUAACACAAAGCUAA
Molecule: messenger RNA, 1179 nt
Organism: Soboliphyme baturini
Lineage: Eukaryota; Metazoa; Nematoda; Enoplea; Dioctophymatida; Soboliphymatidae
Source: the annotation of a GenBank genome assembly